AUGGACAUUAUGGACCCCAUUGUGAACUUGCCUAGAAACAAUCAAGCUUCAGUUGAGGAGUUUAUCCUUUUGGGUUUUUCCCAUGUUCCCAAGUUGGAACCUCUUCUUUUUAUGCUGUUUCUAGGGAUGUUUAUAAUCACGAUGCUGGGAAAUGGCCUCAUUGUACUCUUGACCGUGGUUGACGCUGCCCUCCACACACCCAUGUAUUUUUUCCUCCGAAACCUGGCCCUGGUGGAAAUCUGCUUCUCUUUGGACAUUGUGCCUAAGAUGCUAGAAAUCCUAGUGGCUGGAAGGAGCAUCUCUUUGUUGGGCUGUGCCCUUCAGCUCUUUCUCAUUCUGUCCUGUGUCACAUCAGAGUGCUUCCUCCUGACAGUGAUGGCCUAUGACCGCUAUGUGGCCAUCUGCCACCCACUGCACUAUGGGGUGCUCAUGAACCAGAGACUUUGCCUCCUCCUGGCAGUAGCAUGCUGGGUGACAGGCAUUCCAGUUUCCCUGCUGUUCACUAUUUGGCUCUUCCGCUUCCCAUUUUGUGGGCCCCGAGGAGUUCGCCACUUCCUCUGUGACGUAGCCCCACUCCUGAGGUUGGUGUGUGCUGAUACAUCUGUCUUUGAGGUCUACAUUCUGGUGGGCACGGUGCUGGUCAUGAUGGUGCCUUUCUUCCUCAUCACUGUGUCCUACAGCUACGUCCUGGCAGCCGUUGUACGGAUGCCUUCAGCUACUGGGCGACAUAAAGCCCUCUCUACCUGUGCCGCUCACCUAACUGUUGUUGCUCUAUUCUAUGGCACAGCUUGUGUCAUCCAUCUCCAGCCCAAAUCCAGCUACUCUCCCGAGAGCAAGCAAGUUGUGUCCUUGUCUUAUACCCUCAUCACUCCCAUGCUCAACCCCAUCAUCUACAGCCUGAGGAACAAAGAAGUGAAAGCUGCGCUGUGGAGGGUGUUGGGUAGGAGAAAGGGUGAGUCCAGAUGA
Molecule: messenger RNA, 966 nt
Organism: Antechinus flavipes (yellow-footed antechinus)
Lineage: Eukaryota; Metazoa; Chordata; Mammalia; Dasyuromorphia; Dasyuridae
Product: olfactory receptor 10A7-like
Exons: 1
Coding region: 1-966 (321 amino acids)
Biological process (GO): G protein-coupled receptor signaling pathway
Cellular component (GO): membrane
Molecular function (GO): G protein-coupled receptor activity; olfactory receptor activity
Source: RefSeq, a predicted model, not a curated record